AUGUCCCAUCAACGUACACUGCCAGUGACUGUUCCAGCUGUGGUUCAGGAAUGUCUCAAGACUGUGUGUUCUCCAGCUCAUACUCAUCAGGAACAAACAAAGCAACCGACUCCCCAUCCUGCACAAUGCCAGGUCUUCACUGAGACUCAAGAGAAGGGUCUUUCUAAACAUGAGGAGAAGGGGGAAAACCCUGUGAAGGAUCUGCCUGAGCAAGCGUGUGAGCAUUUCCAGCAUCCAGGACCACAAAAGCAGCAGAUGCAGAUGAAAAAGCCACAGCAGGAGUGGCAGGAACAGGAGCUGCAUCCAGAGAAGCAGCAGCUACCACAGGAGCCCCUGGGGCUCCUGUGCCUGGGACAGCAACAGCAGCAAGAGCCACAAGAGCAAGAACAGCAUCUCAGACAGCACCACCACCACCAGCAGCAGCAAGAGCCACAGGGUCAGGGGCUGUGCCUGGGGCAGCAGCAGCAGCAGCAGCAGCAGCAAGACAUGCUGGCGCCUCAGGAGCUGCAUCUGAGACAGCACCAGAAGGACAAGCUGCAGGAUCCAGAACUGCAUCUGGGUCAGCAGCAGAAAACACCAGAGGAGCAAGAACUGAUUCCAGGAGAAAGACAUCAGAAAAUGCACCAUGGACAGAGAUACCAGGAGCCACAGGAGCAGGAGACACACCUGGGACAGAAGCAGAAGCAACAGCAACCACAAGAACAGGAGCUGCAGUUGGCACAGCACCAGAAGCAGAAGCUUCAUGAAACAGAACCACACCUGGGAAAGCAACAGCAUCAAGAGUCACAUGAGCCAGAACUGCACCUGGGAAAGCAGCAGCAUCAGAAGCCACAUGACCCAGAACUGCAUCUAGGAGAGCAGCAGCAUCAGGGGCCACAUGACCCAGAACUGCACCUGGGAAAGCAGCAGCAUCAGGAGCCACAUGACCCAAAGCCGCACCCAGGAAAGCAGCAGCAUCAGGAGUCACAUGAGCCAGAACUGCACCUGGGAGAGCAGCAGCAGCAGGGGCCACAUGACCCAGAACUGCACCUGGGAGAGCAGCAGCAUCAGGGGCCACAUGACCCAGAACUGCACCUGGGAAAGCAGCAGCAUCAGGGGCCACAUGACCCAGAACUGCACCUGGGAAAGCAACAGCAUCAGGGGCCACAUGACCCAGAACUGCACCUGGGAAAGCAGCAACACUGGGAGCCACAUGACCCAGAACUGUAUCUGGGAAAGCAGCAGCAUCAGAGGUCACAUGACCCAGAAUUGCAUCCGGGAAAGCAGCAGCGUCAGGGGCCACAGGAUCCAGAACUGCACCUGGGAAAACAGCAGCACCGGGAAUCUCAGGAGCCAGAACUGCAAAUGGGAAAGCAACAGCAUCAGGGACCACAUGACCCAGAACUGCACCUGGGAAAGCACCGGGAGUCACAUGAUCCAGAUAUGGCAGAGGAUCAGAAAGAGAAGCAGAAACUUUGUGAUCCAGAACUCCACCUAGGAAAGCAGCAGCAGAAGAUAGAGCAUGAAGGUUGUCAGGGAUCAAAAAGCCUGGGUCAGUCACUUAAGCAACAGAAAGCUUCAGGGAACCAGCAGCUGGAUGACUCACAUCUAGGACAGGAAAAGGAACUCUUGGACCAGCCACUGGAUCAAGAACUAGUAAAGAAAGAUGAGCAACUGGAAAGGAAGAAGCACAAAUUGGAGAACCUAACACAACAGGAGAAGCAGAUAGAGCAAUUAGUAUCAAGCACUGACCGAGUCCAAGAGACUAAGUCAGUCCAACCAGUAAAAGGAGAAGACUUGGUUACUACAGAGAAGUAG
Molecule: messenger RNA, 1797 nt
Organism: Grammomys surdaster
Lineage: Eukaryota; Metazoa; Chordata; Mammalia; Rodentia; Muridae
Gene: Ivl
Product: involucrin
Exons: 1
Coding region: 1-1797 (598 amino acids)
Biological process (GO): keratinocyte differentiation
Cellular component (GO): cornified envelope
Source: RefSeq, a predicted model, not a curated record